AUGGAGCUGCCAAGGUUGCAAGAAAUUAAGCUGCCACGUUUGAUUGUGCCAAGGGACUUAAGCCAUGUAGUUUGCUACGAAAUUCAUGGAUUCUCUGACGCGUCUGAAGCAGCCUAUGCCGCGGCGGUGUAUUUACGUUCUGACGUUGUAACUGGGGAAGCUGUAGUUAAGCUUGUUGCUGCAAAGACAAAGGUCGCUCCCCUCAAGAUAAUAUCUCUACCAAGACUGGAGCUGUGUGGAGCACUUCUCGUUGCACGACUUAUGAAGAGGAUUCAAGAGGCACUCAACUUAAAGCUUGACCUGUACGGUUGGACGGACUCGACUGUUGCUCUUAGCUGGAUUCGUGGUGCACCUUCUAAAUGGAAAGUUUUUGUGGGAAACAGAGUCAGUGAAAUUCAAGACAUUGUCUGUCCUGCAAAUUGGCGUCAUUGUCCAUCUGUUGACAAUCCUGCUGAUUGCGCUACACGGGGCAUCGCGUCAAGUGAAUUAAUUUCUCACCCAAUCUGGUAUUCUGGACCGCAAUGGCUGAAGAAAUCUCCUAGUUCUUGGCCGUCACAGAUAGUUUACGACCUAAAGGGAUCUCAGGAAGAGCAAGUAACUACUCAUGUAACAGUGAACGUUCUCCAAACUUCUCGAGAAUCUAUMUUUGAUUUGUUUCCUUACUCAUCACUCAUAAAGAUAGUUCGCGUAUUGACGUGGUGUCGUCGAUGGCUAACAAUGCGUCAUCAAAGGUCUACAAAGUGUCUAUCGUUAACUACUGAAGAGAUGAAAGAUUCACUCAACCUGCUGAUAAAAGAGGCRCAAAAGACAGAAUUUGCGGAGGAGAUUGAAAGCUUACAGAAAGAACACUGUGUCUCAAGAAGAAGUAAACUUGUGUCACUGUGUCCAUUCCUAGAUGGUGAUCUGUUGCGUGUUGGCGGACGAUUGAAUCUUGGCAAAUUGCCCUAUGACCAAAAACACCCCAUUUUUCUGCCAAAAAAAGCAUGUUAUAACGAAUCUGAUCAUACAGCACGAGCAUUUGAAAAAUCUGCAUGCUGGUCCACAAUUGUUACAAUCUACGCUACGUCAAAGAUUUUUGAUAAUAGGAAUGAGAGAUCUGGUGAGACGAUUCGUGAACAGUUGUGUCAAGUGCAGACGACAAAGAGCAGAAUGCCUGCAGCAGUUAAUGAGUGCACUACCAAAAGACCAAAAGAAAGAAUAACGUCUCAAAGAGCUUUCCUGACCACUGGCAUAGAUUACGCUGGACCUAUUUUGCUGAAAACUGGACGUGGGCGUGGAACACGAAAUGAGAAAGCCUGGUUGUUCGUAUGCUUUGCUGUAAAGGCAGUACACAUAGAGUUGGUGAGCAGUCUCUCGACAGAGGCCUUCCUCGCAGCCCUGAAGAGAUUUGUUUCGCGCCGCGGGAAACCAAGCAAAAUCUACAGUAACAACGGCACAAACUUUGUCGGGGGCAGCAAGGAACUUAAAGAGCUUUAUCGACUAGUACGCUCCAAAGAUCACAACGAAAGAGUGUCCGAAUCUGUACAUCACGACGAGAAUGGCAUUUUGCACCUCAAAGGGGGAGUCAUUUUGGAGGAUUGUGGGAAGCGGGCGUUAAGAGCGUCAAGUACCAUUUACGCCGAAUCGUUGGCAACGUAA
Messenger RNA from Exaiptasia diaphana, 1638 nucleotides. RefSeq lists its product as uncharacterized. The record is from RefSeq and is a predicted model, not a curated record. Gene Ontology annotation, molecular function: nucleic acid binding. Lineage: Eukaryota; Metazoa; Cnidaria; Anthozoa; Actiniaria; Aiptasiidae. The coding region runs from base 1 to 1638 and encodes 545 amino acids. The transcript has a single exon.